Cyprinodon tularosa is the source of this 1143-nucleotide messenger RNA. RefSeq names its product G-protein coupled receptor 4-like. Bases 133 to 987 code for a protein of 284 amino acids. Gene Ontology annotation, molecular function: G protein-coupled receptor activity. The record is from RefSeq and is a predicted model, not a curated record. Gene Ontology annotation, cellular component: membrane. The transcript is spliced from 4 exons. Gene Ontology annotation, biological process: positive regulation of Rho protein signal transduction; phospholipase C-activating G protein-coupled receptor signaling pathway. NCBI's taxonomy places the organism in Eukaryota, Metazoa, Chordata, Actinopteri, Cyprinodontiformes, Cyprinodontidae.
GCUGAGCCUGGCAGGGAGAAAUCUGAACAUCCGCCAGCAGCAGGUCAUCACUGAGCAGCUUCUGAGCUCCAAGCUCUACGCCCUGAACAGGAGGCAGCAUUAUCUACAGUGAAUGAAAUUGGACAUUGAAGAAUGGAGGAUUCCAGCUUCAGCUACUAUAACACAUCCUCCAACGAUGGUGACAGUGACACUGAUGAAACCAGCAAUAUAGUGGUUUGGAUAAUCAUCGGCACUGGACUUUCUUUGAAUCUGGUGGCCAUAUUUGUCGUUUCAUCAAAGGUGAAAAGCGACCAAGUUGCUCCGGUGUCUAUCGUCAACCUUCUGAUUUCUCAUCUCAUCCAGUACUGCAGCACCAUUCCCUUGAUGCUUCAUUUUCAUGCAGUUACUGUUGUCUUCGAUUUUGGCUUCACAGCCAGUGUUGCAUUCAUGGUGUGUGUUUCCAUUGAAAGGUACCUGGCUGUUGCCAAACCGCUGUGGUACAGAUUCAGGCAGAACAUAAAGACCUCUGUGAUGGUGUCUGUGAUGGUCUGGAUGUUCUCUCUAGUUUUCACCCUGGCCUCCUUUUCAUCUGGAGAUCAACAGACAAAUAAAACCACCUUGGCUGUGUUUCUUCUCCUUCCAUUUCCCCUGUUCAUCUUUUUCCUAGCUGGGACGGUCAAAGCGUUGUCGGAAGCUCGAAGCGUCCCUGCUGAUGAGAAACGUCGAAUCAUUGCGAUCCUGGUCAUGGUGUUGCUCAUAUAUGCUGUGCUUUUCCUGCCCAUCAUAAUCUCUCUACUGUUGCCUCGAAGAAGCCCUGUUUUCAAGAAGAUGGUUUUGAUCUGUGCUGUUCUCAGUCCUCUUGCAGACGCGGCGAUGUUUGUUUUGCUGAGAAAAAGUGUAGUAGACAAGCUUUUGGCCUUGUUGUGUUGCUGUAAAACGCUGAAGAAUCAGGAGAUCAACGGCGCUGAUAAGGACAACCCUACGGCCGUCUCCACUGAAACAGUUUAGGUUCCACUGCUCUGCUUCAUUUCCUCAGCUAUUGCUGUGGACGACCUGCAAAGAAUCAGCUUUUAAUGAUGGAUUUUCAGCUAAAUAUGAUUAAUUAAAUUAAUUGAAUAUGAUUAAAACCAAUCAACUGGUUUUCCUUAGAUAGAAAACUUUGAA